CAUUGAAAAUAUUUGGGUUUGUGACGUCACCGUCAGAUUGCGGGAGAGUAUAAAAGAGCCGAGGCGGCCGAAAAUGUCAUUCAUACCAGCUAGAUCAGCCAAAGCAUCAGCAACAUGAAAUUCUUGAUCGUCUUCAUUGCCCUCUUUGCCCUGGCGGUUGCUAAGCCUCAGUGGGGAGGUGGAUUUGGAGGUGGAUUCGGAGAUCAGCAGCAGCAGCAACAGCAGAGUGGAUUCGGAGGCGGUUUUGGGGGCGGUUUCGGAGAUCAGCAGCAGCAACAGCAGGGUGGAUUCGGAGGCGGUUUUGGAGGCGGCUUCGGAGAUCAGCAGCAGCAACAGCAGGGUGGAUUCGGAGGUGGUUUUGGAGGCGGCUUCGGAGAUCAGCAGCAGCAGCAACAGCAGGGUGGAUUUAGUGGCUGGUAAACAUCUGAUUACUAAGCAAGAUGCACAACAAGGCCUAAAACAGAAAAUACCAAUAAAAUGAAGAGUCUUUGAUUACAACGAA
This is a messenger RNA of Drosophila biarmipes, 502 nucleotides long. RefSeq names its product heterogeneous nuclear ribonucleoprotein A1. The coding region runs from base 115 to 420 and encodes 101 amino acids. The transcript is spliced from 2 exons. Lineage: Eukaryota; Metazoa; Arthropoda; Insecta; Diptera; Drosophilidae. The record is from RefSeq and is a predicted model, not a curated record.